UCAGGGUGAGGCGAGGGCUUUUCGCCGCAUGGUCGAGAGAUAGGGCUCGUCGGAGCGCGUGUUCCCUGAGUGCCGUCCUUGUAUGGAGUACGGAUAGCAGAAUUCUCGAGGGUGCAGCGAAGUGAAUUCUCCGGAAUCUGAUACAGCGAAAUUUUACCGUGUCGUCUCUAUAUAUAUGUAUACAAAAAUGGUACAUAUGAUUAUAGGGCUAUCAUUGGUACGAUGCAUAGGAGAGAAGAGGAAGAGGCGACGAUGCACUCAGAGAGGGCCGAGGAGGGCGAUGAAAAGUUCGAGAGGGCGAAGAAAGGGCACGUGCAGUGGAAGAUUUGCAGCCAAUGAGGCCCACGUUGCGAGAGGCCGACGCAUUGGCAAUGUAUUUAUGCAGCCGGCGUCUCAGGUUCUCCCUUUUUUGUACGUAGGGAGUCAGGCGAAUGCGGCUGACAAGAAGCUGCUUCGGUCUUUAAAAAUUGAGAAGCUGUUAUGCGUGAAGGAGAUGAAUUAUGCGCCGGAUCCGGAGGGGAUAGAUUUGAUGUUUAUCCCUAUGAGUGACGACGGCAGCACGUCGUUGGAUAGCGUGCUAUCGCAGUGUUUCGAUUUUAUUAAGAAAUCCAGGGAGUUGGAGAAGGGGUUGCUAGUUUAUUGUCGAGGCGGGGUGAAUCGCUCGCCUACUGUCGUGCUCGCAUUUUUAAUGAGGUCCGAGAUGAUGACGCUGAAGGAGUCCUUCGAUCUUGUCAAGAAGGUGCGCCCUCAGAUCACUCCGUGCCUGGCAUACAUUAGGCAGUUGUUGGAGAUCGAGCGACGCCUCUUCGGGAAGGUGACUCUUAACGAGUCCGAGCAGCCAAGCCUAUUGAGUCUCGAGGAACGAGUUGAGAGGUGGCGCAAGCAAAAGGAGCGACGAUCGAGCACCGGAUCCGGAUCUAAGGGGUUUUUGCAAUCAGUGCGAGAAGUGUUCCAUUGGUAGAGCCGUGCGGAUGUAUUUACUGUGUAAAAUAAAGAGGCGUAUGUGCAGAACUGUUUCGUUGGCUGAACAAAUGCGUCUUGUUGGCCAUGAACGGGACGAGGGGCUCUGGAACCCUGACCGUCCCAUCGGCCAACUGGAAAUUCUCCAAAAUCGACAGAAUUACGCGCGGAACUGCGACCGCCGUCGCGUUCAGUGUGUGGACGAACUCGGGAGACGUCCCCUCCUCUCGCCUGCACCUAAUGUUCAAGCGGCGGGACUGGUAAUCCAGACAGUUGGAACAGCUGGUCACCUUCCGGCGCGAUGCGCAGUCAGAAAACACUUUUCAAAACGGCGCGCCUCUUCGGCCGAUCCUAAAAAUAGGAGCGCAUCGAAAGGGCGCGUCCCUCAAGAGUUCGAAUUGCUACGUACCUCUCCAUAUCCGUCUCUGUAGGGCAUCCACGUCUCUAUGUCGUACUUUCUGUAGGCCGGCGCGCCCAGGUCAUCCGACGGCAUGUCGAUGGCUCUGAAGUGGAGUCCCAGCUCUUGCAGGAGCUCGCACUGGAUGUCCAGGAGUUCCUGGUGCGUUUUUUUCGCUUUCUCCGGCCUCACAGAGGACGAACAUUUCCACCUUGGAGAACUGAUGGAGUCUAUACAGGCCGCGGGCCUCGCUGGUGGACCCCGUUUCCUUUCUGAAGCAGUGGCCGAACCCGACCAUCUUGAUCGGCAGAGAGCUCUUCGGCAGGAUCUGGUUGCUGUAGAAGGAGGCAAGAGGGAUCUCUUGAGUUCCGACGAGGCACAGCUCGGAGUCCUGAACCGCAUAGACUUGAGUCGCUUCGGUCCUGGGCUGAAACCCGCACGCCUCCACGUAAGAGUGGGAGAUCAGAUCCGGCGUCGUGAAGGGUGCGAAACCGUACUUAGACGAGACGAAUGUCGUAGCCCAGUUGAUGAGUGCGAGUUCCAGCAACGCCACGUCUCCCUUUCCAUAAUAAAAUUUGCUGCCUCCGCAAAGAUGAGAGAAAAAAA
Molecule: messenger RNA, 1963 nt
Organism: Schistocerca gregaria
Lineage: Eukaryota; Metazoa; Arthropoda; Insecta; Orthoptera; Acrididae
Product: dual specificity protein phosphatase 5-like
Exons: 2
Coding region: 176-961 (261 amino acids)
Biological process (GO): negative regulation of MAPK cascade; protein dephosphorylation
Cellular component (GO): cytoplasm
Molecular function (GO): protein tyrosine/threonine phosphatase activity; MAP kinase tyrosine/serine/threonine phosphatase activity
Source: RefSeq, a predicted model, not a curated record